AUGGUCCAACUAAUGCUUGAACUAUUGUUGAAUAUGUCACACAAGCAAAAACGAGGCCUUGCUAUGGGUGAUCGUAUAUCACCUGUGUUCAUCUUCCUGGACCACAUCGAUAAGUCAUCAAUGACUAGUGGAAACCUGUUCUACAAAUGUGAUAUUGAUGGCAUAUUCAUCAUUGGAACAACGAAGGACCUUGUAGAAACCUGA
Haemonchus placei is the source of this 204-nucleotide messenger RNA. Lineage: Eukaryota; Metazoa; Nematoda; Chromadorea; Rhabditida; Trichostrongylidae. The record is from the annotation of a GenBank genome assembly.